Messenger RNA from Solanum pennellii, 1773 nucleotides. Its product is annotated as G-type lectin S-receptor-like serine/threonine-protein kinase CES101. Gene Ontology annotation, molecular function: ATP binding; protein tyrosine kinase activity. The transcript has 4 exons. The coding region runs from base 575 to 1282 and encodes 235 amino acids. Lineage: Eukaryota; Viridiplantae; Streptophyta; Magnoliopsida; Solanales; Solanaceae. The record is from RefSeq and is a predicted model, not a curated record. Gene Ontology annotation, biological process: protein phosphorylation.
AAAGAGAGAAAGUAUUAAAAAAUAUCCCUACAUUUCACAUAAAUUAUUCGUUUCAUUCCUAAACUAUUGACAGUGUAAACAUCACUCUCCUACUUCUCCUAAAUUCUUGCCAAGUUGAAAGUGUUUUAAAUACUUCUCUGGAUCUUUUUAAUCAAGAGUCAUAUACUCAUAGUGGUUGAUUAUGUAUGUUUGUUAGUUCAGUUAGUAAAGUAGAGGAGUACUUUUUAACAUUCCAUCUAUAGCUGCAAUAACCUCAUUGAAGCCUGGUGAUGAACUUGAUCAUUCUCACAAGUACUUGAUUCAGAAGGUGGGUGAAAAUUCAAGUUAAGAUUUUUCUCAAUCCCACAAACAAAUAAAACUUAUCUUGGAAUAUGGUAUGCAGGCGAUCGACGAGAGAGGAAAGUAUGGAUAGCUAAUCCAAAUACACCUCUAUUGAUCAACUCAGGGUUGCUCACCAUAAACGGAACAUCGAAAAUAACUAGUGGAGGGAAGACCAUAGUGAAUAUUGCCACUCCUUUAUUGACAGGAAGUUUAGUAGCUAGGCUUCAAGAUUCAGGGAAUUUUGUGGUUCAGGAUGAGACUCGAAACACUGACUUUAUGGCAAAGCUUUGAUCAUCCUACCAAUUGUCUUUUGCCUGGUAUGAAGCUUGGUUAUAACCUCACCACAAUGCAGAAUUGGACUACAUACUCUUCUUACAUAGAUGAGAAAAGAAAGGAGGAAGCAUAUAUACGCGAGUUGACAGCAGUAGACAGCUUCAACAAUGCAAAUCUGAAAGAAGAAGAUGGAAGGGAAGUACAAGAUUUGAAGAUAUUUAGCUUUGGAUUCAUAUUGGAAGCCAAAAAAAACAACUUCUCGAGUGAAAAGAUGCUCGGAGAGGGCGGUUUUUGGCCUGUUUAUAAGGGAAAUUUUCCAGAUGGGCGAGAGAUGGCAGUCAAGAGACUUUCAAGAACCUCAGGACAAGGGCUUGUGGAGUUCAAGAAUGAACUCAUACUAAUAGCCAGAGUUCAGCCUACAAAUCUAGUUCGAGUUCUAGGAUGUUGUAUUGACGGAGAUGAGAGAAUGUUGAUAUAUGAGUACAUGCCUAACAAGAGCUUGAACUUCUUCCUCUUUGGUCUGUUACUAUUCCAAAAAAAAAAAGACUCAACUUUCAGAUACUCAAGAAUGAGAGUGAUACAUAGAGAUCUAAAAGCCAGUAAUGUGCUUUUGGAUGAAAACAUGAAUCCUAAGAUAGCUGAUUUUAGUUCAGCAAGAAAUUUAAACAGAAUGAGACGGAGGCAGUGACUGGCGGGUUGUUGGAACAUAUGGUUAAAUGGCUCCCGAGUUCGCCAUGGAAGGAACUUUCUCAAUCAAGUCUGAUGUCUUCAGCUUUGGAGUCAUAAUACUGGAAACUUUCUAGCAAGUCUAUUUCAUUGCAAAUAUAAUAAAAGCACGUAAUAUAGGAAGAAGAAGUACGAAGAGAUAGGAAAAAUGACUGGACUGUAUUGAUCAGACUCAUUAGUUCUACAGCUCGGGGUGAAAGUGACAAAUAGCUGCGAAAACCAAGCAACCAUUCAUCAUAACAUUGCUUGGAUGAUAUGAAGUGCCAAUAUACAUAGUGAAGAAACCAAGAAAACCAUUGCUCAUAAAAAUUAAUGGAUAUGGUUUUUACUCUUCACCCAACCACCACAUUGAUAUUUAUACCACUAAUGUGUAUGUAUACUAAUCUCUUUGGUACAUCACCAACAAUAGGAGUGUAAUAUACUUUUUACAAACCAUAAUAUUCACCUUGUAUA